Messenger RNA from Penicillium alfredii, 1290 nucleotides. RefSeq lists its product as uncharacterized. The transcript has 2 exons. The coding region runs from base 1 to 1290 and encodes 429 amino acids. The record is from RefSeq and is a predicted model, not a curated record. Lineage: Eukaryota; Fungi; Ascomycota; Eurotiomycetes; Eurotiales; Aspergillaceae.
AUGCCGCCCCUCACUCCGGCUCCCCUGAACAUCUCUCACCGCCACCUCUCCGCCAUGGACGACUCUCUUAUCUCCCCUGGAACGUCUGGGGUAAACGGAUUUGCACCUCAAAGCCCGCGGUCACCUCAAACGCCCCGGCUCUCCGCGCCUCCAUCCCCUGUCACCCCCCGCCAGAAUGCCUCCGCCAUGAACGGACCUCACCGCGAAUCCGGGGAUUUCUCCGCCGCUGCAGAGACCGGUGGAGGGGGGUUAGGAAACCUGGCCGACGAGCUUGCUGAUGCAUGGGAGCAGGAAGAAGACGGGUAUGGGUACGCAUCGGGCCAGGAAAACGGGCGAGCCGGGUCCCAGCAGCUGGAGCAAAGCGACGGGGAAGAUGCAUAUCUGCAGUCUGUCCGUGAGAUGCGCACCCAAUCCCCGUUUGCAGACCUCUCGCCUGAGCGUGGGGCUGCUCAUUCAUCCAGAAACAAGCUUCGAUCGGCCCAUCUGCGACACCGGCGACAAGAGUCCCACUAUGACGGCUCGGACUACGGGAAUGAUUCGGAUCUCGACGAGGCGGCCGACAUCCCGCCAGCGCUGGAGAGCCAGAUGGCCGAGAUCGAGAGCCUCGCGCGGCGGGGUAUGGAGAACAACGGGAGUGACAGCGACCAUGUCAUCCAACGAGCGGUGGAGGCACUCCGCGAUCUGGGUGGACAAAGUGGGAUUGAGAACAGUGCCAUGAGGCUCAUCACUGCUCAUUCCUCCAUCACCUCGCACCUCACACACCAAACCCGCACGCUCCAAUCCCUCAUCCACCCGCUCCUAUUCUCACCAUUCCCUCUUCUCUCCGAAGAUGCCAUUGACGAACUCAUGCCCCUCAUCGAUGAGGGCCUCCUGCCGAACCUCCCUUAUCCAUUUCCAGAACAACAACAGCGUCACGGCUCUCGCCCCACGACCCCAUCCCAAUCGUCCGCUCUCAGCCCGCUCGUUUCCCUACAAGCCCUCAUCUCCCAGACCACCGACAUCACCCACUCCCUCCGCAGUCUCAGCGACACCCUUUACGAAUCCCGGCAGCUGACCUCGACGGCAUCGCGGCGACUCCGGUCCGCCCGCGACCUCGUCACCGAUCUCCGGCGCGAGGAAGAAAGCCGCGAAGAAGGCUCGCGGUGGAUCGAGCGUGGUGAGUGGGACCGUCGGCUGCAAGACCGCGAGGCCGGCAAAGUCUGCGGGGAUGUGGUUAGUGGCUUCGAGGCCGUCUGCGGCGAGUGGCGCGAGAAGCUAUUUGGAGCUGGUGCCGAAGUGGCAGCCGCUUAG